AUGCCCCUACGAUUACUGUGUCUCCAUGGCUGGGGAACGAAUCAAAAGGCAAGCCACCACCCGCACAAGACAGAAAAUCAACCCACUAACCUCCAGCAGAUUCUACAGUCGCAAUUGAAGGGUGACAUCGACUCAGAUCCUGGCCCGGGAAUCGCCGGAUACUAUGAAGGCCCGUACUACAGCUACUACCGGUUCCCGCGCACGUUCUCCCUCGAAGACAGCGACGAAUCCGACAUCCUGGAGGCGUACCAGCUGCUGAAUGAAACAGUCGCCUUGGAAGGCCCCUUCGACGGCAUUCUGGGCUUCUCGCAUGGCGGCACAUUGGCUGCGGGCUUCAUGAUCCACCAUGCGAAGAUGUAUCCGGACGAGCAGCCUUUAUUUCGCUGUGCUAUCUUCAUCAAUUCGCUGCCGCCGUUUCGGAUGGAUCCUGGUCCUGGUCAGCGGCCGGUUAUUGAUGAUGGUUUGCAGGGUUUCAUUUCUGUUCCCUGUGUGCAUGUUGCCGGCGCUAAAGAUCCGCUCUUUGAGUAUUCGUUGGCGCUGCAUCGGAUUUGUAAUGCAAGUUCUUCUACUUUUGCUGUUCAUGGGAAGGGCCAUGAUGUGCCCAGUGAUCAAAAGAAUGUUGCUAUUAUGGCUACUGCUAUUCGGAAACUGUGUAGUCAGACCCUGAUCUGGUGA
This is a messenger RNA of Penicillium arizonense, 675 nucleotides long. Its product is annotated as putative DUF341 family oxidoreductase. The coding region runs from base 1 to 675 and encodes 224 amino acids. Gene Ontology annotation, cellular component: cytoplasm; nucleus. Lineage: Eukaryota; Fungi; Ascomycota; Eurotiomycetes; Eurotiales; Aspergillaceae. The transcript is spliced from 2 exons. The record is from RefSeq and is a predicted model, not a curated record.